UUUGCCUGUUCAGCACACCUAGCACUAAAACAAAUACUAAACAUGCGUUUCCUUAUCGCCUUCUGCCUGAUUGGUGCCGCCUGUGCCCAGUACAACUAUGGAGCGGGAUUUUCUGGAGCCGCCUCCGAUAAUGUUCCCAGCUUCGCCGGAAACGGUGUGGGUGACUACAGUGGUGCCGCCAGCAGCCCGGACUACUCGGUAUCCAGUGAACUGAACAAGGAGUACUACACCUUCGAAGCCGAUGAGAGCCAGUUCGAGGAUCCCUUGGCUGCCCAGAAGAUCGCCGGUUCUGUGAACAAGGGACUGCGGGUGGUGUUCAUCAAGGGACCCGAGAACCGUGGUCUGGAGAACGCUGCUCUGGCUCUGGCCAAGCAGGCUGCCGAGCAGAAGACUGCCAUCUAUGUCCUGAACAAACAGACCGACAUUGGAGAUCUGGCUCAGAAGUUCAAUGCCGCCCGCCAGAAUGCCAACCAGCGUCCUGAGGUGCACUUCGUCAAGUACAGGACUCCUGAGGAUGCUGCCAAUGCCCAGCGUGCCAUCCAGUCGCAGUACGACAACCUGGGAGGAUCCAGCCAGUCCAUCAACGGAGGAGUGGCCAACGCCAUCAACUUCGCUUCCGCUGCUCCCGCCGCCCCUGCCCGUCAUGGAGCCAACUACUCUCCUCCUGCCGCCGCCACCAGCAACUCCUACCUGCCAGCCAACAUCCUGCGUCGCCUGCGCAUCCGUUAAGAACCAAUAAACUGACAGUUGUUAAAUGUGUUGUAGAAAUGUAAUUGACUAAAAAUAAAACGAAAAUCUAUAUAAACCAA
This is a messenger RNA of Drosophila eugracilis, 809 nucleotides long. RefSeq lists its product as uncharacterized. The record is from RefSeq and is a predicted model, not a curated record. NCBI's taxonomy places the organism in Eukaryota, Metazoa, Arthropoda, Insecta, Diptera, Drosophilidae. The coding region runs from base 43 to 729 and encodes 228 amino acids. The transcript has a single exon.